Bombyx mandarina (wild silkworm) is the source of this 4129-nucleotide messenger RNA. RefSeq names its product Protein strawberry notch (gene sno). Gene Ontology annotation, molecular function: chromatin DNA binding; histone binding. Gene Ontology annotation, cellular component: nucleus. The record is from RefSeq and is a predicted model, not a curated record. NCBI's taxonomy places the organism in Eukaryota, Metazoa, Arthropoda, Insecta, Lepidoptera, Bombycidae. Gene Ontology annotation, biological process: regulation of DNA-templated transcription.
UGGACAAACACAUAAUGGGAAGCCAAUAAAGAUACAGGCCAGCUCCUUGACGAAACCCUUCAAUCUCCUCAACCUGCCAGGAGUCGGACGUGGAGGAAUGGAGAUGGUCGGCAUUACGGGCGUCAACUCGUAUUUGCUGCAGAAUCUCAAUCAGAUCAUAGCGGCCGGCAUGGGGGGCUCGAUGCUCGGUCAGUUCUCGCAGCAGCUGCCCCCCUGGGCUGGUCAGAUCAAGCCCGGAAUGUGGCACCAGGAUAAGAUGCCUGGAGAGGAAGAGGAAGUGGACGAUGAAGAAAUGGGAGUCGCAGAAACAUACGCGGACUACAUGCCGCCAAAGGUGAAACUAGGUAGAAAACACCCGGAUCCUGUGGUGGAGACGGCGUCGUUGUCGUCCGUGGAGCCGGUGGACGUGACGUACAAGCUGAGUCUACCGGACGAGACGAUCCGGGGCGGGCUGCUGUCGGCCUUGCAGCUGGAGGCCGUGGUGUACGCGUCGCAGGCCCACGAGCAUACGCUCCCGGACGGAACCAGGGCGGGCUUCCUCAUAGGUGACGGUGCGGGCGUGGGCAAAGGUCGCACGAUAGCCGGCAUUAUAUUCGAGAACUACAUCAAGGGUCGGAAGCGAGCCAUAUGGGUGUCCGUCUCCAACGAUCUCAAGUACGACGCCGAGAGGGACCUCCGGGACAUCGGGGCCGGGAAAAUUGAAGUCUACCCUCUCAAUAAGUUCAAGUACGCGAAGAUCUCGUCGGCCGUGAACGGCAACGUGAAGAAGGGGGUCGUGUUCGCCACCUACUCCUCGCUCAUCGGCGAGACCGCCAGCAACAACACCAAGUACAGGUCCAGACUGAAGCAGCUGCUGCAGUGGUGCGGGGAGGACUUUGACGGAGUUAUCGUAUUCGACGAGUGUCACAAGGCAAAGAACCUCUGCCCCGUCGGCUCCGGGAAGGCGACGAAGACAGGUCUGACGGCCCUCGAGCUGCAGAACAAGCUGCCCAAGGCGAGGGUGGUGUACGCGUCCGCCACCGGGGCCUCGGAGCCCAGGAACAUGGCGUACAUGGUGCGCCUCGGGAUAUGGGGGGAGGGGACGCCCUUCCCGACCUUUAUGGACUUUAUUAACGCUGUGGAGAAGAGAGGCGUGGGCGCCAUGGAGAUAGUGGCGAUGGACAUGAAGCUGCGCGGGAUGUACAUAGCGCGCCAGCUGUCCUUCCACGGAGUGUCCUUCCGCAUCGAGGAGGUGCCGCUCUCCGACGCCUUCAAGGAGACCUACGACAAGAGCGUCGCGCUGUGGGUGGAGGCCAUGCAGCGGUUCACGGAGGCCGCCGAGCUGAUAGACGCGGAGUCGAGGAUGAGGAAAACCAUGUGGGGACAGUUCUGGUCUGCUCAUCAGAGGUUCUUCAAGUACCUGUGUAUUGCGGCUAAGGUGAACCACGCCGUGGUGACCGCCCGCGAGGCCGUGAAGUGCGGCAAGUGUGUCGUCAUUGGCCUGCAGAGCACCGGGGAGGCGCGCACCCUCGACCAGCUCGAGAGGGAUGAUGGGGACCUCACGGACUUCGUGUCCACCGCCAAGGGGGUGCUGCAGACGCUUGUGGAGAAGCACUUCCCGGCGCCGGAUCGCGACCGCAUCAACCGGCUGCUCGGGCUCGGCGCCAACAGGCCGCCGCCCCCCGCGCCCCCCGCGCCCCCCGCGCCCCCGCACAACGGCACCAACGGACGGGACGACGACGCCAACACGUCCAAGAGAAAGUUGACGUCACGCCAGCAAGCGAACGCCGCGGCCAAGCGCGCCCGCGGGGGCUCCUCGUCCGACGAGUUCGUCCGCGGCGGCUCCUCCGACGAGCUGGAGAUGGAGUCCGACGAGGAGCAGCAGCGGGCCGCCUCCGACUCCGACCUCAGCGACUUCAACCCCUUCAGGGGCGGCAGCGACAGCGACGACGAACCCUGGCUGAAUCGCAAAAAGAAACCAAAGAAGAAGAAGGCUGCAUCUCCCAAGAAGAAGACCUCGACCACGCAGGACAAGAUCGAGAACAUGUUCACCCGCAAGAACAGCGCGCCCUCCGCCCCCACCCUCACCGUCACCACCAGCUCCGGCGCCAGCCUCACCGGGACGCCGGUCGGCACCAACGGCCUGUAUCUAGGUCGCAGCCGCAGCAGCGCGCCGCCCCGCUCGGCCAUCGAGCGCGCGUGCAGCAUGAAGGAGGAGCUGCUGGCGGCCGUGCACCGGCUGGGCCGCCGCCUGCCGCCCAACACGCUCGACCAGCUCGUCGACGAACUGGGGGGCACCGACAACGUGGCAGAGAUGACAGGUCGUAAAGGGCGCGUGGUCCAAACAGAGGACGGACAGAUCUUGUACGAGAGCCGAUCCGAGGCGGACGUGCCGCUCGAGACCCUAAACCUGACUGAGAAGCAGAGGUUCAUGGACGGCGAGAAGGACGUGGCCAUCAUCUCUGAGGCCGCCUCCAGUGGUAUCUCAUUACAGAGUGAUCGGAGGGCGAGGAAUCAGAGGCGACGAGUUCACAUCACAUUAGAGCUGCCGUGGUCCGCGGACAGAGCCAUACAACAGUUCGGGCGGACCCACCGCUCCAACCAGGUGAACGCCCCGGAGUACAUAUUCCUGAUCUCGGACCUGGCCGGGGAGAGGCGGUUCGCGUGCACCGUCGCCAAGCGCCUGGAGUCGCUCGGCGCCCUCACGCACGGGGACCGCAGGGCCACCGAGACCAGGGACCUGUCGCAGUUCAACAUCGACAACAAGUAUGGUCGCACGGCGCUGGAGGCGGUGAUGCGAGCCAUCAUGAAGUACGAGACGCCGCUGGUGCCCGCGCCCGCCGACUACCACGGAGACUUCUUCCAGGACGUGGCCAGCGCGCUCGUCGGCGUGGGGCUCAUCGUCAACAGCGACGCCGCGCCGGGCGUGCUCGCGCUCGACAAGGACUAUAACAACAUGUCGAAGUUCUUGAACAGGAUAUUGGGCAUGCCGGUGGAACUGCAGAACAGACUCUUCAAAUACUUCACGGACACGCUCGCCGCCGUUAUGGAACAAGCGAAGAGGAGCGGUCGGUUCGACCUGGGCAUCCUGGACCUGGGCAGCGCGGGCGAGACCGUGCGGCGCCUGCGCUGCGUGCGCUUCCUGCGCCGCCACGCCACCGGACGCGCGCCUGUCGAGCUGCACACCGUCUCCUCCGAGCGCGGCAUGGAAUGGACUGAGGCUCUGGAGAAGCACUCGGAGCUGACGGGCCCCAAGGAGGGCUUCUACCUGUCGCAGCAGGCCCGCAACAGCAAGCACACCGCCGUGCUCUGCGCCGCCGCGCUCACCAACUCCAAGAAGGACAAGCUCAGCAAGAAGGACCUCAUGUUUCAGAUAUACAGGCCGAACACUGGUCUGCAGCUGCGGCUGGAGUCGCUGGCGGAGAUCGAGAAGAAGUACCGCAAGGUGGAUGCGGACGAGGCGGAGAGCUGGUGGCGCGCGCAGCACGCGGCGUCGCUGCGGGUGUGCUCGCACGCGUACUGGCGGGACGCGUGCCGCGCCGCCGACUGCGAGGUGGGGCUGCGGCGCCGCCUGCACCACGUGCUGGCCGGCUCCGUGCUGGCCGUGUGGGCGCGCGUGGAGGCCACGCUGGCCGCGCGCUCGCAGCUGCACAAGAUGCAGGUCGUGCGCAUCAAGACCGACGACGGACUCAAGAUUGUCGGCACGCUGAUCCCCAAAAACUGCGUGGAGCCGCUGAAGGAGUCCCUCGCCGCGGACGCCGUCUCCGUCACGGAGCAGACCUUCGAGCAGACGGAGCUACACUGAGCCCCCGGCCUACCGCGUCUCUAUCCGUCUCGUUCCCACGCCUGAGGGAGUUCACGAGGGAGAGCGGGACGACGCGCAGAUGAAGUUUCCUAAAUGUAUUGUUAAGUAUACGUUGCGCAGUUCGUAGAUAGGCUCCGUUUGUCGGUUCGAUCUGUACUCGGAAAUGUACAAAGAUUUUUAUUUAUAUUUUUAAUUUGUAACGCGAUCACCACCGCCGUAGGAACGUGCACAGACGUCGCGGACACGAGGGUAUCGCUCCCGAAGACGAACGGCAGUUUUACUAUGGGGUACUGUAGCCCAUAGACAUCUACAACGUAAAUGCGCCACCCAUUUUGAGAUAUCAGU